UGCAUGUACUUUAUCACAGCACACACUGCUGCACAUCAUCACACACACACACACACUGCUUCACUUCUUCAUCUGCUGAGAACAAAUCACUGAAAACUGAAGAUGGGAAAAAUUAAUGGAUGCCUCAAAUGUCUCUUCAUCUUCUUCAAUGUGUUGUUUGCUAUCGUUGGAUGUUUGCUGAUCUUCACGGCAGUGAAGGCCACCAGCAUCAGCUACCAGCUGUCGGCGUUCGGGACCCCCGGUCUGGGAUGGCUGUGGGUGUUCGCCAUCGGCGUCCUCGGCAUCUCCUGCCUGGGAAUCUACGCAGGCUGCAGUGAGAAAGGCAUAUUCCUAAAAAUAUUCGCAGGCUUCAUGGGGGUUGGGAUGGUCAUCAUGCUGAUCUUUGGCAUUGUUAUCGUUGUCGCAAGAAACAAGAUCAGAGAUGAGUUCAAGAACAUCUCCGCUGAAAUUGCAAAGCCCUUAAUGGAAGACGAGGGACUGAGACAGCUGCUUGAAGGGAUACAGAUGACUGCCCAGUGCUGUGGGCUGUCGAGCGCCAGCGACUGGGGAAAUAAAAUCCCUGAAUCCUGUGAGUGCAGCUCGCGUGCACCUGGCCUCUUCGGAGGACAUAGCAAAUGUAAACCCAAACCUUUGGGAACCAUGGGCCCAUCCGAAAUUUAUGAACAGACCUGCAGUGAUGCCAUCUUUUCAUGGGUGGACCUACUAUUGAAGAUCGUCAUGGGCUUCUUCUUUGGAUUUUCCGUCACUGCACUGCUGGGCCUGGUGGUCUCCUUCCUGAUGAUCCACCAGGUCAAACGUCAUGACAGCACGGGAGGAUCGUCCAUGGCCAUGAAGGGCUACUGAAGGGAACCACCCUCGACCCCUGACCUUUAACCUCUGCACUGUAAUUAGAGGACUACACGGUCAAUAAAUCACUCAUUUACUUUUUUUACGACAUUUCUGCCUUUUAAGAGAAUGAAACUGAAAGCCGGAGACAGAAGGACGAUGCUGCAGGAACAUUUCAUUGCUUUCACUGCUUUCUAUUGUAGAAAAUCUUGCUUGAAGAGCAAACGUUUAUUUUUUUGUGAAUUAUAUUUUUUGUUACUCUAUGGCCAGAAGUAUUGUAGUAGUCUUACAUAACAGACAUAUAUUGUAGGAAGGAAGCAGUUCCUAAGCUCCACCCUUCUCCAUAUCUGACUAAAGCUCUAUCAUCCGGAGGAGGUCAUAACACCCCCUAGUGGUUUUAAAAGCAUUAAUAGGGUAAUUUGGAAAAUCUGUGUCCUUGGCGAACUACUGUAGCCAGCGAGCUAAUUGCUAACACACUUAGCAGGCAGCAACAUGCUAGCAUAGUCUUUCACCUUUUCCAGCUAGAUGUCAGAAACACUAGUUACACAGUUAACUGUUACGGACCCAGUGAAAGGUCAGCUAGCAAGCUAGCUAACUGCUUCUUAACGCGCAUGUGUUACACCUGAAGCUGUAAGUUUUUUGUUUUAACCACAGUCAUUCAACUUCAUUUCAAAUCCCAGGAAAGGUGUCCUGUAGCAAUUAGUCGUAAAUCCGACCAAUCAGCAUACAUUAGAAGAAUGCUAACAUUUUAUGGGCAAAAUUGCAUUCCCUGUAAGAAAAACAAAAAGACUUUAAGACUUUGAUUUAUUGCUGAAUAGAUCCUGUAUCUGCAAAAACUAUAGAAUAUAGAACCAUAGAAUUUGGGCUUUUUUUGUCUAAAAGCAGGUGUACAUAAUUAUUUUAACCGUUUAGCUCCAUUCACUCCAAUUCAUUAACAAAAAAAUUAAGUGAGCGCAGUGAAUUGCAGCAGGUUUCGGUACAAUGGCACAAACAGGAAGUGGACAGGCUGUGGUGCAACAGAGCUAACUGGCUAAUAGGAUCAAGUCGUCCAUUUUGAACUCUCCAGUUUUUCCAUUCUCUAAAAAGGUCAGCACUGUCAAGACUGUGUGCUGUUGUAUUCAAAAUGUAUUUGUGGAUUUACUUGUUCCUGCAAUUAAAUUCCAUUGCGAGGGGGAAACUGCUAACUAGCUUAGAUUUAAAGCUGCCUUGUUAUACAUAUUGUCAAUGUUACUAUUGCUUUCAUCUGCACUGAUAAGAGCUUUUAUAUGAUUGCGCUUAGUAUUAAAUUUCUAGCAGCGAGACACAGACAGUUGUAAGAUGAGGAUCGUCCUCACCUCCAGUGUUGUAUUUUUUAAAACAGCAACAACAACAAUAACAAUAACAUAGCUCCUCAGGUUAGUUAAGUGUUCAGGUCUCCCACAGGCAGUGAACACCUCACCACCAUUUACAAAAAAAAAAAAAUAUUUAAAUAGAAGAGAAAUACUAUGACACAAACUGUUUUAUUGUGAGAUCUGCACUCAUUUAAUUUCAGAAUAAACUCUGAAUGCCUACACUGUA
Molecule: messenger RNA, 2382 nt
Organism: Seriola aureovittata
Lineage: Eukaryota; Metazoa; Chordata; Actinopteri; Carangiformes; Carangidae
Product: tetraspanin-7-like
Exons: 9
Coding region: 103-843 (246 amino acids)
Cellular component (GO): membrane
Source: RefSeq, a predicted model, not a curated record